GCGCCGAGGGAGCGGGCGCUGUCGGACAGGAUUGCAUGGCAGUCUAUAUGUGACCGAGAGUUGCCCCUCGACCCGUAUCACGACAGCGAAAAGAUCUGUCACGUAGAAGUCAGUGGGAUCCUGCCGUCCCACUGCCUGGAUGCCACCUCUGCCCUGUGACAACUGGCAUUGCCUGGUAAGAAGCUGAGCAAUCUGGAUUGGCUCUUUCUAGCUCAGCCUGCCUUCCUGCAGGUGAGUCACUCAGUGAAUGUUCAGACACACCCCACUGUAGCAGGAGGCGGUUUGAGCAGACUUUGCUUCUGAGAGAGAGAAAGAGGACACAGGCCCCAGAUCUCUGAAACUAAACCCCAGGUCACAAUGGUACUUGUGAAUGAAAUCCUCAGUCAAAUUGUUCAGGUAGACCGGCCAAUGGCCUGGGGGACUCUAGCUACCUUGAAACCAUACGGGAACUUUAAUGUCGAUGAUGAUGUGGAUGCUUUGAAGAAAGCGAUCGAUGCGAGAGGCAAAGAUGAGGCAUCCAUUGUGCGAAUCCUGAGCAACCGGACUUGGGAACAGCGGGAUCUCAUCGCCAAGUGUUUCGAGAAGAAAUACAAAACAAACCUGGAGGAUCUGCUGAGGAAGAAGCUGUCGGGUUACCUGGAGAACACCAUGCUCACUUUGUUAAAAUCGCCUGCAAUGCUGGAUGCUCAGGAACUGAAGGAUUCGAUGAAGGGCUUAGGCACAGACGAGGACACGCUGAUUGAGAUCCUAGCCACGAGACCCAACCGGCAGAUACAGGAGAUCAAAACUGUCUACAAGGAAGAAUUUCAGAAAGACCUGGAGAAGGACAUUACGGCUGAGACCACCGGAAGGUUCCAGAAGCUGCUCCUCGCUUUGCUGAAGGGUCGGAGGGACGCCAAUUCUAACGUCAUCAACUACGAGCUGAUCGAGGAAGAUGCGAAAGCCUUGUAUGCAGUUGCUAGUCAGAAAAAAAACCCUGAUUUUGAUGCCUGGAUACCAAUUCUGACAGAAAGGAGUCAGAACCACCUGAACAGGGUAUUCAAACUGUACAAGAUUUACAGUUCCAUGGACAUCAUGGAUACCAUUAAAAAACAGAUGAAAGGAGAUGACGAGAAAGGAUUCACUGUCCUGGCACAGAGCAUCCAGAACAUGCCUGAGUACUUCGCUGAGAGGCUCUACAGCUCUAUGAAGAGUCUGGGUACCAGGGAUCAGAUUCUCACCAGAGUGUUGGCAACUCGGUGUGAGAUUGAUCUCCUUAGCAUCCGCGCUGAAUUUCGGAAAAAAUAUGGGAAGUCUUUGUACUCUGCCAUUCAGGCCGACACAAAGGGAGAUUACCAAUGUGCCUUGCUCGGACUGUGCAGAGCGGAGGAUCUGUAGAAGCAGCACCUGGAACCUUUUGGGAUAAACCCUUUCGUGAUUCCAAAGCUGGUCCCUCCUGUCUUCCCUCUGAGAAUGCAGAGCUCAACGAAACACUUCUCUGCCUCAUUCUGUUACGGACAUGUAUGUAAACAAGGAUAGACGCGCACACACAGACACACACACACUGACACACACACACACACACACACACACGCACGCGCAUGCACACAAUCUCUUAGACACACAGACACACCAUCUUUAACACACACAGUCUCUUAUACUGACACACAAACACACACACACAAUCUUUUACAUCGCUAUCUUUCUCUCAUUCUCCUUCUCACUCUCUCUAUUUUUCACACUCUCUUACUCACUCCACACACGGCUGUAAGAUCUGCUCAGACAGACUGCCGAUGUCAGCAGGAGCCAGACUGAUUCUAUGUGUCCUACUUCAUGCAGAACUGCAAGACAAUGUGCUUCAAACAGGGCAGAAUUUAUUUUCUAACGGUUGAGAGAGAAAUAAACAGCUCUCGCAAUUC
Stegostoma tigrinum is the source of this 1898-nucleotide messenger RNA. Its product is annotated as annexin A2-like. The transcript is spliced from 13 exons. Gene Ontology annotation, cellular component: cytoplasm. Gene Ontology annotation, molecular function: calcium-dependent phospholipid binding; calcium ion binding. NCBI's taxonomy places the organism in Eukaryota, Metazoa, Chordata, Chondrichthyes, Orectolobiformes, Stegostomatidae. Gene Ontology annotation, biological process: negative regulation of coagulation. Bases 358 to 1377 code for a protein of 339 amino acids. The record is from RefSeq and is a predicted model, not a curated record.